GCAGUAGUGAAGGCUACGUUUACGACUGGCUGCGUGAGCCGUGUUUGGCAGGGCAAGGACACUCAGGGCUAGAAUGACAUUUGAGUAAGUUACCUAAGCAAAGCUUUCUAAACUUGCAGUUUGUGCCAACCCAGUUGCUACUGCUGUGCAAAACCUCACACGGAUACCAACAACAUCUAGACGGAUUUAUUCGGGUUCUCGUUUGUAAAAGGUUUUCCAUGCUAGAGGGACUCCUGCAAUAGCCAGGAAUCUUCCAGAUUCCUAAAGUCCCAAAGAGACGUUUUUGUGCUGUCAUCUGAGCUGUGGGUGAUGGUCAGCUGGUGACUGGGGUUACCCUGACCCCUGUGGUGAAUGGCUGUGAGCAGAGGUGGCGUGGCCUUCUGGGUGGGUUGUGUCUGCAGCUACAGCAGAAAGCAGCGUAUGCAAAAACUGAGCUGGAGUCUCAGUAAGGUGGUCAACUGGCAAUGGACCGGUCAAAUGCACCCCCUGAGCAGUGCAACAUGGGCUCUGGCACCCCCCAACAGCCUGAGAUAUCAGAACAUUAAGCAGCCGGUGCUGUCCUACCCGUUGCACCAUGCCAACUGGCCUCAGAGACAAGAUUACUAUGAAGAGGACUGUGAGGAAUCUAUCAGUGUGUGUGUACUGGUACGACAGGGCGAGUCAAAAGGCCUCCACACCCUGCUGGACAUCCCUCUCUUCGGUCACAAUAAACCAGGAGAGCUCCUUGCUCCAGGGACUCGCAAGUCUUCUGAUUUCUCCUUUCCACUGACAAUGGUGGACGGCAGUAGAGAGGAUGACAUCAGCAUUGACGACUUCAAGAGGAGGAGCAUUAACACUGUAAAUGGAGAGCACAGCUGCUUCAGAAGCCUGUUUGAAGCGGAGGGUUGUCCUGCACCAUUUAUGUAUGGCUCUAGGUUUUAUUGUUUUCAUUGCCCAGACGCACAGCUCAUUACUGGAAGUGCUCUAAAAUCCUGCCAAGAUGGUGGACUUGACAGAAAACCUGUGGAGGUGCCUCUGCUGCCCUCUGUUUCUCUGUGUAGCCAAGCAGACAGAGCAGAGAGGGAGCAUACUGAAGGAGAGAGUGAAGGAGAAGAGAAACUGGCUAUGAUGUAUGAAAGACUGAGGAUACAGCUUCCAAAUUUCUUUAUGACAAACCAUGACUACACCAUGUACUCAAAUGAUGUGGAAUUCAUCAACGGCAUCAUAAAUGUCAAGAUCAGUGGCCGUAUGUUGUACCAGCUCACCCUUUCCCUGUGGCGCCUCCUGUGUCUGUGUUACUACGCGGAGGCUCGGCUAGAUGUACUGAAGCUUACCAAGCACAUGGAGGAUGGAACCAUUAAGGCCCGCUGGAGGAUCAAAGGCCUUCCCUUCUACUCUCUGCUGCUGCGCUUCUAUCGCAAAGACAAAUCUCACCUGUACAGGACAUAUGAUGCGCUCUCUACUUUUUACAUAGGAAAGGAUGGACUCAUUCAUUGUCACAAAGUUGAAAAGGUGAUGCCGGCACAGCCCCCUGUCCUGCCCAGAGUAACUUCCUUCCUGACAGGGGCUCUGGUGGCACUGGGGGUGCAGGAACAUCGACCUGCACUCAACCUGUUGCCCCUACUCCUGUCCUCACUGCGACAGAGCAGAAGCUGACUCCAGGACAACCAAUAGAUGAAAACGGUCUCUCUAUACUGAUGGAAGGAGAGUUCACAUGCUGUUCAAGGGUUAGUAUGUUUCAAAUGAAGAGCAUGCCAAAUUGUUGAACAGUUGUUGACACAACUACCUUUGUUACUUCUUGUAUUACCAAUUGAAUGCCACACCACAGAUGUCUUUGAGUGUGCACCUGUAUCUUCAUACCAACAGUCCAUUGCAUCACAUUUAAACUUUAUAGCAGUACAGUCAUGUCUAAAAAAUAACGUUAUCCUAUGAUAGUUAACGACAAGAUGAACAUCUUCCAAAUAUGUUUAAAGUCUCUUCCUGUCCUCCCUAGAGUUAAUUUGUCUGUUAUUGUUAUUCCAGACCAGUUAACCUCAGCAUGUUUUUGGACUGUGGGAGGAAGCCAGAGGACCUGGUAAAAACCCUUGUGUGCACAGGGACUCCACACAGAAAGAUCCCACCUCCAGGCUGGGAUGCGAACCGGUGAUCUUCUAGCUGUGAGGCAACAGUGAUGACCACAGUAAACCACUCCAAAACUAAAAUAUCAGUAUCUUCUGCUACACAAAUUUCAGGCAAAUCAGAGAUGGUUGAGCAAAAAUUGUUCCCAAAAUUUGAUGAUUUGAGAUGGAAUGAGCCUCUGCUGUUUAUGCUCUUAACUUGCAAACUUUAAUUUUAGCAUUAACUUACCAGUUAAGUUAGUCUACGGUACCCCAAAUCCCUCAGAAUAUAGGUUAGUACAGUAUACUAUUGAGCAACUAACUGUGUGGUUUGAAACAGAGAUGUGUGCUCACAUCUGUUCCUUUUAUGAUGCAUUUCCUUGAUACCACAUGCCCACCCCACAAGUGACUACUGUGCAUAUAAUGUUUGCCAAAACUGUCCCCAGCACCCCAAGAUAGUAGCACCCACUUCUGCAAUAUUUUGGCAUCAUUUUUGUCAAGUGAAAGAAAGUGUUGCCGCAUCAUCCAUCAUUAUAUACAGUCUUUGGAUUAAUAAGUUAGAGUCUAGUCCUUUCGGUCUUUGUAGCCAUUUGCAAAUUGAGCAACCUGUUCUCCAAACCUUACUGGUACAAAUCUCAGCAUUGAUAUGCAACUGAAUCCUUAAAACAAAUAUACAGAAGUGGGUCAUCAAAGAUGUUGCCACCUCAGAUCCAUUGGUGGUGUCAUUCUAAAUAAUGCAGAAAAUGUGGGUCAGCAUGCAAAGAAGGGUCAUAUUGGCAAGAUGUGAAUUUUUUUUUCAAAGUGGAAAAAAUUUUAUGAGCCAAAUGUAACUGACCAUUUCACAGCAAAAAUUGCUGCAGUUGGGUAAGAUGUUAUGUCAUAGUUGCAUGCUAUUUUGUAAAUUCAAAAAAGACAGCAGUCAAGCAAAUUUCACUCUUCAGUCCUCCUCCAUUCUGACAGCCAGUCAGACCUAGGGCUCAGUAGCUGCUUUGUGAAAUCAAUACUAUAAGUAUCAUUGUACUGCCAGCAGAAACUUGGCAGAUGACACAUUUACGGAGGUUAGCUCUGUGGAACAUGAAUAAACUGAAACUUGUAUGAAUGCAUUUCAAUAGAUUAUAUGGUUUGCUGACUGUCCCAUAAAAUAGACCCUACCUGUUUUAAAUGUGAUUGUUAGAGACAUUCACCCCUGCCUGCUUUGCAUUAAGACAAAGCAAAACUGUUUCUGUGAAGUUGUACCUAAACUAGUAUUUGUACAUACUCCAGCUGGAUGCUUAAGCAUUCAUUGUGACUUCUCUGUAAAGUUUCACACAGUUUGACAGAACCAAGGAACAAAGCUUGCUCUAACAGUAACUGGUACACAGGUAAUCAGCAUUCUAGUGUGUAUUUAUCAGUCAUCUGUAUAGUAAUAUGACAGGUCAGGAUCUGUGUUGCUUAAAAAAUCACAUAUACUGCUGGAUUAACUUGUGUGUUAACUCUGGUUGUGUGAAUAAACUAAUGAUUAGCA
Amphiprion ocellaris (clown anemonefish) is the source of this 3579-nucleotide messenger RNA. It is a transcript of the gene c15h6orf136, whose product is annotated as chromosome 15 C6orf136 homolog. Bases 352 to 1635 code for a protein of 427 amino acids. The transcript is spliced from 8 exons. Lineage: Eukaryota; Metazoa; Chordata; Actinopteri; Pomacentridae. The record is from RefSeq and is a predicted model, not a curated record.